CAGCCGAAAUCAGUCGUCCGGCCGCCGAUAGAUCGUUAAAAGUCCGAUCGCUCGCGCCGUUAAUACCACAUUACGCACACUCUUUUUUAUCGUGUGUGUAUAACUCUACGUCGUAUUAUCCGGACUAAUGGUAGUAACCAGUGCGCGAUCCCGCGGGGCUAGUGUUCGGAACGCGCGCCAGCGAUGAGUUCCAAGUUCAUAAUUGAUAGCAUGCUCCCCAAGUACCACCAGCAGUUCCAACACCAGCACCUGUUCCAAACGUCGCCCGUCGUGAGCAGCGCCUCCAUCGAGGCGAGUCUAGCGUCCGCGGUGAAUUGCAGCUCCUCCGGAUCGCCUACAGGUUCCUCGCCAGGCAGCGCCUCGUCCACCUCGCCUGCUUCCAGGAUGUACCCCUACGUUUCUGCCGCUACCGCAGCAGCUCACCACCAUCACCAACAACAGGCUGUAGCGGCUGCGGCUUUUGGAGCCGCAGCUGCCACGGGUUCCAUGGUUCCCGGAGCCUUCCCCUCAAGCACCGCGGCUUUAGCCGCAGCUGUUGACGCAGCAACGACGGAUAAAUCCUGCAGGUACACAGCUGGACUAGGUGGCAACGUAGGUCCGACGGAUUCGAUGGUGAACUACACCCUCGGUCACCACCAUCAAAACGGAGCCGCAGUUUCGGCAGCCAGCUCGGUGAGCGCUGCCUCAGCUUCAAUGGCCGUCGCAGCUCAAUUUUACCACCAGGCAGCCAGCGCGGUGGUGGAUCCCCUCAAUUCCUGCUCGCAGCCGACGGCUCCGGGUGGCCAGCCGAUUCCCGACAUACCACGGUAUCCCUGGAUGUCAAUCACAGACUGGAUGAGUCCGUUCGAUCGGGUCGUCUGUGGUGAGUACAAUGGUCCCAACGGCUGUCCAAGACGGCGCGGCCGACAGACCUACACCCGCUUCCAGACUCUGGAACUGGAAAAAGAGUUCCACUUCAACCACUACCUGACCCGGAGGCGGCGAAUAGAGAUCGCGCACGCGCUGUGCCUCACCGAGCGACAGAUCAAGAUCUGGUUCCAGAACCGUCGGAUGAAGCUCAAAAAGGAACUGCGAGCAGUGAAAGAGAUCAACGAACAGGCCAGGAGAGAGCGGGAAGAGCAGGAGAGGCACAAGCAACAGCAACAGGAGAAACAGAAACAGAACAGUCUAGGGAGCGACAGUAUACACCAGCAUCAUCACGAUCCGAUGAAGAUGAACCUGACGAAAUCUGAGUCUUCUACGGAUCUACUGAAGACCGUGACGAAGGUUCCGACAUAAGUUUUUUACUUUUAGUGAUGUUUUUUUUUGUUUAGUAACGCUGUUUUGGUUUUCCUGGAUUAAGAACAGUUAAAACUUUAUUUUUGUUGUGUUUGUUGGUGUUGUAAUUGGGCGGUAUAUGUAUUUUAAGUGUAUAUAAGUCGUGUUAAGUUUCUAAUGUUUUUUUUUCGUUUUUUUUAUUGAAUUUUUUGGUUUAAAUUUGAAUUGGACGAUUGUUAAUAGGUAUCUUCUUAAUUUAUUAUGAAAAUGAAUCGUCAAAAUCAAUUUGCAAUAAAUAUAUUGUCGGUCUACAAACAAAACAACACUUUUGUUUCUAAAAAUAUGUAGUAGUUUUAUGUCUAUGGAAUAUUGUGAUAUACAGGGUGGUCCGAAUUGUACUCGGAAAACUUACGGCAGCAUAUUCUGCAGAUAAAAAUAAGUAAAAAAGUUCGUAUAAAGGGUAUAGCCGGAUUAAUAUAGGAAAUCUACCACAAUCUGGCACACAAAGCGGUCUUGUUCAGUUGUGACUCUUUGACGACUUUGUCUGGGCCUGUUCUUGAGAGUUUCUCGUUCCA
Sitophilus oryzae (rice weevil) is the source of this 1832-nucleotide messenger RNA. It is a transcript of the gene Abd-A, whose product is annotated as homeobox protein abdominal-A homolog. Gene Ontology annotation, molecular function: DNA-binding transcription factor activity, RNA polymerase II-specific; RNA polymerase II cis-regulatory region sequence-specific DNA binding. The coding region runs from base 184 to 1278 and encodes 364 amino acids. Lineage: Eukaryota; Metazoa; Arthropoda; Insecta; Coleoptera; Curculionidae. The record is from RefSeq and is a predicted model, not a curated record. The transcript is spliced from 3 exons. Gene Ontology annotation, cellular component: nucleus. Gene Ontology annotation, biological process: negative regulation of transcription by RNA polymerase II; anterior/posterior pattern specification.